Molecule: messenger RNA, 3298 nt
Organism: Fundulus heteroclitus (mummichog)
Lineage: Eukaryota; Metazoa; Chordata; Actinopteri; Cyprinodontiformes; Fundulidae
Product: sorting nexin-14
Exons: 28
Coding region: 304-3087 (927 amino acids)
Biological process (GO): autophagosome maturation
Cellular component (GO): late endosome
Molecular function (GO): phosphatidylinositol-3,5-bisphosphate binding
Source: RefSeq, a predicted model, not a curated record
CGGAUCUGGCAACCUGCUGGCGGAUUAAAGCGCCCAGGCUGAGGAAGUGGGUCCGGACCUCCAGAAAAGUGUCCAACAAGAAGUAAAUACUGGACCGAAGCGGUUUGGACCGAGCAGAGACCCGAACCCGGAGGCUGGAGCGGAACCAUCCGGGAUAAAAUGGGUUUAAUCUCACGAAGCGGUUCCGCUGCGGAGUUCUGCUGAAGUUCUUAUCGCGACAAUCAGCCGAACCCGCUGCUUCUAGAACAUGGGUCAGAACCCCGCCUAGAACCGUGUGUCUGGAGGCUGGUUCCGGGUGUUCUGAUGGCGGGUUGGAGGAGCUACGUGGAGGUUCUGACGCGGGGGGUGAAGGUGGAGGUCCUGCGGGAAGCGGGCCGCCAGUACCCGGUGUCCUGCUGCCUGCUGCUGGCCCUGCUGGCCCUCACGGUGCUGCUCAACAGGUACCUGCACGUCUUCAUGGUGUUCUGGUCGGUCCUGGCCGGCUUCGUCACCUUCUACUGCUCGAUCGGACCGGACUCGCUGCUGCCCAACGUCUUCUUCCCCGUGAAGCCCAGGAGCAAACCGCCGGAACCGGAGCUGUUUCCUCUGGGCCACAGCUGCACCGUCUGCGGGAAGAUCAGGUGCAAACGACACCGGCCCACUCUGCUGCUGGAGAACCACCAGCCCUGGCUCAACCUGAAGGUUCCCUCCAAGGUGGACGCCUCAGUAGCAGAGGUGUUUGAGCUGGUUCUGGAGAAGUUUGUGUACCCGUGGUACAGGGACAUCACGGAGGACGAGGCGUGUCUAGACGAAGUCCGGACCACGUUCCGCUUCUUCGCGUCGGUUCUGAUCCGAAGAGCCCAGAAGGUGGACGUCCCGGCUGUGUUUGCAGACAAAGUGAUGAAGGCCGCCAUGAAGCACAUUGAAGUUAUCGCCAAAGCUCGAGCAAAAGUGAAGAACGUGGAGAACCUCCAGCAGGCGGCUCUGGAGGAAUACGGCGCCAGCCUCCACGCCGCUCUGCACAGCCGGAAGGACGAGGUGCAGUACCUGAGGAAGCUGACGGAGGCGCUGUUCUCCUACGUCAUGCCUCCCAAAGCCACCGACUGCAGGUCUCUGGCUCUGCUGCUGCGGGAAGUCAUGGCCGGAUCCGUCAUCCUGCCAACAAUGGACUUCAUGGCCGACCCUGACACGGUGAACCUCAUGGUGCUCAUCUUCGUCGACGACGCUCCGCCCGAAGCAGCCACGGAUCCUCCGUCUCCGCUGGUUCCGUUCCUGCAGAAAUACACCAGCGUCAGCAGCAAGAAGCCGUCAGUUCUGAAGUUGGAGCUGAAGGAGAUCAGGGAGCAGCAGGACCUCCUCUUUCGCUUCCUCAACUUCCUGAAGCAGGAAGGCGCCGUUCACGUGCUGCAGUUCUGCCUCGCCGUGGAGGAGUUCAAUGACCGGAUCCUGAGUCCGGAGCUGGGGGACUCUGAGCUGCAGCGUCUGCACGGCGAGGUGGUCCAGAUCUACGAGACCUACUGCCUGGACGAAAGCGCCGACAAGAUCAGCUUCGACCCGCUAAUCGUGGAGCAGAUCAGAACCGUGGCGGCGGCGCCGUACGGCGACGUGGUGAAGCUGCAGACCAUGACCUGCCUGUUCGAGGCCUACGAGCACGUCCUCUCUCUGCUGGAGGGAGUCUUCACGCCGAUGUUCUGCCACAGCGACGAGUACUUCAGACACCUGCUGAGAGGAGCCGAAUCUCCCGCCAGAAGCUCCAGAAUCAACAGGAACACGUCGAGGCGCGGCGAGUCGUUCGGGAUCAGCCGCAUCGGCAGCAGAAUCAAAGGCGUGUUCCGGAGCACCACCAUGGAGGGCGGCCUGCUGCCGCCCGGCGCCGCCGCCGACCUGGACGACGACGCGGUGGAGGAGGCGACCAUCGUCAUGGAGGACGACUCGCCCGCCGCUCCGGCGCCGGCGCCGCUCAACCAGAGGAACCUGUCGGCCUGGACCGUCUCCAUGCCCUUCAUCGACCUCUGCGAAGACGAGGCCAAGAGGGAGAAGAUCCCCGUCUUCUGCAUCGAUGUGCAGCGCAAGGACCGGAGGAAAGAUGGCCAUGAAGCCGAGUCGUGGACGGUCUACAGAAGGUACCUGGAGUUCUACGUCCUGGAGUCCAAGCUCACAGAGUUCCACGGCUCCUUCGCUGACGCACAGCUUCCGUCUAAACGGCUGAUCGGACCGAAGAACUACGAGUUCCUGGAGUCGAAGCGGGAGGAGUUUGAGGAGUAUUUACGGAGGCUGCUGCUGCAUCCUGAGCUCAGCAACAGCCAGCUGCUGGCAGACUUCCUGUCUCCCUUCAGCCUGGAGUCCCAGUUUCUGGACAAGAUGCUGCCGGACGUCAACCUGGGGAAAAUCUUUAAGUCGGUUCCUGGGAAGCUGAUGAAAGAGAAAGGACAGAACCUGGAGCCGUUCAUCCAGUCCUUCUUCAACUCGUGCGAGUCGCCCAAACCCAAACCGAGCCGACCAGAACUCACCGUCUUCAGCCCGACUGCAGAGAACAACAAGAAGCUCUCCAACAAGCUUUACCGGAACAACGCCAACCUCCCCGACGGUCCGGAUCGCAGAGACAUCUCCAACUACUUCCUGGAGAUGAUGGCGGUGGACGGCAUGUACGACUACAUGAUGUAUGUCGGUCGGGUCGUGUUCCACAUCCCAGACUGGCUGCACCACAUCCUGGCUGCAGGAAGGAUCCUCUUCAAGAGCACCUUUGAGGCCUACAUGGAUCAGUACCUGCAGUCCAAGCUGGAGGCCGUCCUGCAGGAGCACCGGCUGGUGUCGCUCAUCACGCAGCUCAGAGACGCAGUUUUCUGUGAGAACAACCAGGAACGAACUUUAGAGGAGAAACAUCUGAGAGCCCAGCAGACGUUUGAGGAGAUGAUGAGAUACUUACCAGACUCGGUGGUGAAGUGCAUCGGUGAAGACGCCCGGCGGGAAGGAAUCCAGCUGCUCUACGACGCGCUGCAGCAGCCGCUCCUCAACAAGCAGAUGACCUACGUUCUGCUGGACAUCGCCAUCCUGGAGCUUUUUCCUGAACUCAACAAGCAGGCGGUGAGGGACGUCUUUGUGGUGUGAACGGGUCGGCGGUUCCGGUUCUGCAUCAAAGAUCUCCUGCUGCCUCGCAGACGUCACGACGUUCCAGUUCCUGCUGCUGCACCAAUAAACACCAUCCACCCCCGCUGCACGGCAGAGAGGCCGCAGAAUCACACGGUUCUGGUUCCACUGCUAUGACGGGUCGGGAGGUCCGCUUUGGCUUAGUCUCACAAUAAAAAACGUAGAACACUCA